This is a messenger RNA of Stylonychia lemnae, 1581 nucleotides long. The record is from the annotation of a GenBank genome assembly. Lineage: Eukaryota; Ciliophora; Spirotrichea; Sporadotrichida; Oxytrichidae.
AUGAGUUUUUCGCCCUCAGAUGUGUUUCAAGGAGAAAUAAAAAACAACCUUUUCAUUGCAUUAAUAGGUUCAUUAGCUUAAUAAAAUAAACUUAAUGAUAUAAUUGCUACAAAUCAAUUAAAUCCAGAGAGAUAUUUCGGAGUAUAUUUUUAUGUCUAAGGCUAGCGAAAAAUGAUCAUAGUUGAUGAUUACUUACCAACAUUAAAUGAUUAAAUGAUAUAUGCCAAGCAAGGCAAGAAUUAGUAGAUUUGGGUACCAUUAUUAGAAAAAGCUUGGGCUAAGUUCAAUGGCAAUUAUGAAUUCAUGGAAUAGGCUGAUAACAAUAUCAAUCAGCUAUUUUAGUCUAUUUUAAACAAUAAUGCAACAAUAUUUAGAAAAACAGAUCCUAAUUCAAUAAAUAGCGAUGUCGUUAAACUUAGAAUUAUGUUGUAAAAUUAUCUCGACAAUUAGAUACCAUUUAUUAUUAAAACUGCUUAAAAUACAAACAAUGAUGGCUUGAUUAUAAAUCAAUAUGGAAUACCUUAUGACUCGUAUAAUAAUGUAAUCUCAAUACACUAAAUACUUGAUGUUGAUGGUAACAUACAAUCAAAUAUAUUAAGACUUAGAGAUACUUGUGGUGAUGACUCUUUGAAUUCAGGUCCAUUUCAUGAUAAUGACUUGAAUAAUUGGACACCUGAAAUCUAAGUCUAAGUUCCUUAUGUGAAUGAUUUGACUGAUGGUUAUUUCUUUAUUUUGGAUACAUUGUUAUUAGAAAUAUUAGACUCAGUUAUUGCUCCAACAACAAUACACUAAAAUUUUAGACAGUCAAGACUUGACAUAUUGAAUGAUGAUUCAACUUAUAAGACUAUAAACAUAGAAAUACCUCAAUCUAAUUUAGAGAUAUCUAUUGGUACUCUAAAAUAUGCUAAGUAUUUGUAUCCACCAAGUGAUUAAUGCAGAAAUACCUCAUAAAGAGAAACUGGUAUUAUGAAAUUGUUUAAAGGAGAUACAUUAAUAGAUUGGAAGAAAACUAGUAGCCUUAAUGAGUAUGAUUAUAUGUACUUUAACAAAGUGCUUGCGUAAGGAAGUUACUAACUAUGGGUAAAGAUGAAAUGGUUUGAUACUGAAGUCAAAGAUUACACGAUCUACAUUAAUACGACAACUGAUGUUCUAAUUGCUUAGGUGGCAUACUCAAAUGUCACCAAAUAGAGAGAAGAUUUAAUGAAUAAAUAAUUCAAAGCUUUAGAGAAUCUAAAUUUCUAAACACCUAACAAGUUAUCAUAUAAGAGAACUCUAUUUCAAUUCAAUCAAACAAGUUUCCUAGAUGAUGGAUUCUACUAUCACUUGUUUGACAAUAUACUUAAAUUCAGAGCUGAUUAUAACUUUACAUUCUAAGCAAGCGGCCUUCUGAUGUUAAGUCAAAUACCAGAUUAAUGCCAAAUAUAAAAUGCUUACUCUGAGACUGGGUAAAACACUUACCUAUGCCAGUGUAAAAUUCGACCAAAACUAAACCUCUCUUCUUGCUUGUACUUCUUUAGCAUGAGGGAAAAUGAAAUCAGUUCAUUUAAGCCAACCUUUUUGUAUAAAUACAAACCAAAUUGA